This is a messenger RNA of Abrus precatorius (Indian licorice), 1407 nucleotides long. RefSeq names its product expansin-A10. The transcript is spliced from 4 exons. Gene Ontology annotation, biological process: plant-type cell wall organization. Gene Ontology annotation, cellular component: extracellular region. The coding region runs from base 107 to 853 and encodes 248 amino acids. NCBI's taxonomy places the organism in Eukaryota, Viridiplantae, Streptophyta, Magnoliopsida, Fabales, Fabaceae. The record is from RefSeq and is a predicted model, not a curated record.
GGUUCUCCCAAGGUCUAUAAAUUAAGUGCCUCGCCCCUUCAUUUUUCCUUCACUUAUCUCUUCCACAUUUGUCUCUCACUAACUACUGCCUUCAAAUUCAACGAAAAUGGCGCUUGUUGGUUUGCUCUUGGUGGGUUUUCUCACAAGGUUUUCGUCUGCCUAUGGCUAUGGUGGUGGGUGGAUCAAUGCACAUGCUACCUUCUAUGGAGGCAGUGAUGCAUCAGGAACAAUGGGUGGGGCUUGUGGAUAUGGGAACCUCUACAGCCAAGGGUAUGGAACAAACACUGCUGCACUGAGCACAGCUUUGUUCAACAAUGGUCUUAGUUGUGGGUCAUGCUAUGAGAUUAGGUGUGUGAAUGACCACAGGUGGUGUCUUCCAGGCUCCAUUUUGGUCACUGCCACUAAUUUCUGCCCACCAAACAAUGCCUUGCCUAACAAUGCAGGAGGGUGGUGCAACCCUCCUAUGCACCACUUUGAUCUCUCUCAGCCUGUCUUCUUGCGCAUUGCACAAUACAGAGCUGGAAUUGUGCCUGUGGCAUACAGAAGGGUGGCCUGCAGGAGAAGGGGAGGCAUAAGGUUCACAAUCAAUGGUCAUUCCUACUUCAACCUAGUCCUCGUAACAAACGUGGGUGGUGCUGGUGAUGUGCAUGGAGUGGCCAUCAAAGGGUCAAGAACUGGGUGGAUGCCAAUGUCAAGGAACUGGGGUCAGAAUUGGCAAAGCAACAACUAUCUUAAUGGCCAAAGCCUCUCCUUCAAGGUUACCACUAGUGAUGGUCGUACUGUGGUCUCCUAUAAUGUUGCUCCAGCUGGAUGGUCUUUUGGCCAAACAUACACUGGUGCCCAAUUCCGCUAGAGACCAUAAUACCCAAGUUCCAAUUAUUUACAUAUAUAUGAUGUGAUAUACUAUAUAAUAUAUAGUAUGUUAUGAUUUCUCAAUUUAAGAAUUAGUAUGACUCAAUAGUAUACUAGGGUAUUAGAUAGUAUGCUACUUGGUGGGGUGGGGUCAAUGGGCAUUCUUGGGAUCAGAAAAUGGGAAGGGCUAAUUUUAAACUGGCUCUUCAUCAUUUUGAUUGUGUUGAAGGGGGUUCCUAAUGAUUCUUAGGGUCUUCUUGAUUGGGAUCUUUUUUUAUUUUUUUCCAUUUUUGGAAGCUUUUUCUUCCUUCUGCGGCUAAAAGCUAGCAGAGAUGGACUUUUUUAUAUAUUUUAUUUUGUAACCUACUAAAUUGGAAGAGGUGGACUGUUGUACUACCCGCCAUUAGUAUUGGAAUAGUUUUUGUUUUUAUAUUUUUGGUCUCAUUAUUGGGAUUGUUAGAUUAGAAGCAUUGUUUGCUUACUAAUCCGUUGUGAGCAGCCUCAGAUGAGUGUGUCUUUGGCUGUACUCAAAAAGUGUAAAUUUUCCUAUUUCUG